This is a messenger RNA of Plasmodium falciparum 3D7, 3210 nucleotides long. RefSeq names its product putative protein SDA1 (gene SDA1). Gene Ontology annotation, biological process: ribosomal large subunit export from nucleus; ribosomal large subunit biogenesis. NCBI's taxonomy places the organism in Eukaryota, Apicomplexa, Aconoidasida, Haemosporida, Plasmodiidae. The record is from RefSeq and is a predicted model, not a curated record.
AUGAAUGAACAAAAAUUAAAGAAGCAAAAAUUUUUGAAUAAUUUACAACAUAAUAUUUGUAAAAAUUAUAAAUUAUAUCACAGUGAUUUUUAUGAUGAGUUCGAUAAAUUUCUAUUUAACUAUAGUGUUGUGUUAUUAAACCCUUUUAAAAAAAAUGAUCUUUUAUGUAGUCAAUUAAACUUUUUAAGUUUCACGUGUCACUACUUUAGUGAUUUAAAGGAAAUUAAACAAGAGCUUGAGAAAGAAGAAGAAGAAGAAGAAGAAGAAGGGGGGGGGAAGGGUGAUAAUAAAAAUAUGUUUACAAGUGAAUAUGAUUUUGAAUUUAGCGACAUCGAAACAGAUGAUGAUUUAAAAAGUGAGAAUAAUAAAAGUGAUGAUUUUAAUGAUAUAGAAAAAAAAGAUAUGUUAAAUGAUGCAAAGGUCGAAAGAGAUACAUAUGAUGAAUACAAUGAAUUAUUAAACAUAAAUUUAGAAUUAAAGAAAAAAGAAAUAUGUAAUAAUAUUAAUAAUGAAAAGAAUAUAAAAGAUAUUGAGGAAGAAGAAGAAAAAAAAAUUCAAAACAAAAAAGAUACAGAAGACCCUUUAAAUAAAUAUCAUGAUUUAAAUGAAUAUAUAAACUUUUUAAUGAUUAAAAAUAAAGAGAAAAUAAAUUUUGUAGAAGAAUUAUUUUUUUUAAUUACACAACUACUAAUUCAUUUUAAACAUAAUUUAUAUAAUUCUGUUUUAUUAAGUAUUAUAAAAACAUUAAAACAAAUAAGAAAAUAUGUAGAUAGUAUUAAAUAUUUACAAGUCUUUAUUUUUUUAAGCGAUAUAAAAAUUAAUAAAAUUAAAUCCUAUAUUUUUAAAUGUGUCAUGGACAAAAUUAUUUUUAUACAUAAAAAUAAAAAAGUAAAUAAAAUAAAGAAUCAUGUACAAAAUAAUAAUUCAGUUACUAAUAAAAAUAAUAAAGAUUUAAAAAAUGAUAUCCUUUAUUUAUUACAUGAAGCAUUUAUAGAAUGUGGCCAAAAAAAAAGAAUACGAAAAAAAUAUUCUUCAUCGAAUUUUAGUUAUUUUAAUAAUAUUACCAUAAAUGAAACUAUUAAUAAUUUUUCAUGUAGUGUUUUAAUAGAAUUAAUCAAGAAAAAUAUUUUCGUAAAUAAAAUAAAUGUAAACCUAAUUAGUGAAGGUAUCUUUUAUAAAAAUUUAAAAAUCGUAAAAUGUGUUUGUUAUGCUCUUCUAGGAAAAUAUGAUAAUAAAGAACUGGUUGUUAAAAUUGAAAAAGAAAAAAUUGAUAAAAAUAAAAAAAUCGAAGAAUUAAAAAAUAUAAGUAAUCAAACACAUCAGAAAUUAACAAAAUCAAAAAUUAAACAACUACAUAUAAAAAAAGAAAAAAUUAUGGAAGAAAUUUAUAAUAAUCAUAAUUCAUCAUCAGAUGAUGAAAAGGAACUUAUAGGAACAACAAAAAAAAAAAAUCGAAAAAAAAAAAUUGAUCUAUCAAAUUAUGUUAAUUAUACAUUUAUUGAUUUCUUAUUUGAUCCUUAUACAUAUUCAUCCAAUAUAUUCAAUUUAAUAUGUUCAAAAUAUCAAUUUAAUAAUGGUACCAUCAAAUUAUUAUUAUUAAACAUUUUAUGUAGAAUUUAUCAACGCAAUAAAAUUAUUGAAGAGAAUUUUUUUUUAUAUUAUGAAAAUGUUUUAUUACAUUUAAAAAAUAAAAACACUAUUUCAAGGUAUUUAUCCAUAUUUAUUCAAUGUUUACAUGAUUAUAUUCCUACACCUUUUAUACAAAGAAUUGUUUGUGUGCUAAUCAAAAAAUUUUUAUGUGAACACCUGUCAGAAGAAUUUGUAUAUCUGAUUAUUAAUUCUAUCAUAGAAAUUAUUAUCAAAUUCCCAAAUUGCUUAAACGAAGAAAUAUUUGAAGCAGUUAUUGUUUUCAAAGAUUAUAAAAAUAAACAAAUUUCAACCAUCAUAAGGAGAUUUAUUAAUAUUUGUAAACAUGUCAAUCCACAAGUGUUACAUAAAAAAUUUUUGGACAAACAAACAGCCAUUUUGGUGCAAAAAAAAAAAAUUCUGAACAAGUCAGGCGAAAGUGUUCAGGAAAAUUCCUUGUUGCAAUAUUCCUAUUUGCUUGGAAAAGUUGGGACUGAAAAGAAGAAGAAGAAAAAUAAUAAAAAGGAAAAGGGUGAAAAUAAUUUGGUUGAUGGUAAAAUGAAUGGAAACGAGAUGAGUGAUGAUGAUAUUAAUGAUGAUAAUAAGGAUGAUAAUAAGGAUGAUAAUAAGGAUGAUAAUAAGGAUGAUAAUAAGGAUGAGAUAAGUGAUGAUAAUAUUAAUGAUAAUAUUAAUGAUGAUAAUAUUAAUGAUGAUGAUAUUAAUGAUGAUGAUAUUAAUGAUGAUGAUAUUAAUGAUGAUGAUAUUAAUGAUGAUGAUAUUAAUGAUGAUGAUAUUAAUGAUGAUGAUAUUAAUGAUGAUGAUAUUAAUGAUGAUGAUAUUAGUGACGAUAAUAUUAGUGACGAUAAUAUUAGUGACGAUAAUAUUAGUGACGAUAAUAUUAGUGACGAUAAUAUUAGUGACGAUAAUAUUAGUGACGAUAAUAUUAGUGAUGAUAAUAUUAGUGACGAUGAUGUGAACAGAAAAAGAAAAAAUAACGAAAUAGAAACGAAUGAUAACAACAAAGAUAAUACACUAUUACAUUUAAAUAAAAAAUUCAAAAAAGAGAAAAGAAAAGAAGAAAAAAUAAAAAAAGAAUUAGAUAUAGUAGACAAGAAUAAAAAGAUUUUAUGUGAACGAAUAUUAACAGAUGAAGAUUUUAAAAAACUAAAAAAAAUGAGAGAUUAUAUUGCAAAUAACAAAACAGUGGUAUUAUCAGAAUUACAAGAUAUAUGUGAUGCUGAAGAAAGUGAUGAAGAUUCAUCAGAUAAUAGCUCCGAUAGUGAUAAGGAAAAAAUUAUUACAGAAGAGGAUUUAUUAUAUAAAAAGAAAUUAAAGAAAAGUCAAUUGAUGAAAAUAAAAACAAAUAAAAGUGAAAAUAAUAGAUUUAAAACGAAUAAAGAAAAGGAAAAAAAAAAAUCAGUCAUGAUGUUAAUACAAAAAUUUAAAGGAAAAAAAAAAAAAAAUGCUUUAACCGAAUAUGGUAAACUUAAAAAAAAACUCAAAGGGAAAUUGGCCGCACGAGCAAAAAAAAAAGGAAUACUUCAAAAGAGAAUAGCCAAAAAAUUGAGCAGAAGAAAAAGAUAA